This is a messenger RNA of Contarinia nasturtii (swede midge), 1473 nucleotides long. RefSeq lists its product as uncharacterized. Lineage: Eukaryota; Metazoa; Arthropoda; Insecta; Diptera; Cecidomyiidae. The record is from RefSeq and is a predicted model, not a curated record. Gene Ontology annotation, biological process: small GTPase-mediated signal transduction. The coding region runs from base 45 to 1346 and encodes 433 amino acids. Gene Ontology annotation, cellular component: cytoplasm. The transcript has 7 exons. Gene Ontology annotation, molecular function: GTPase activator activity.
AUUCGGAAAUUAAACUCGUUUUAUUAUUUGAAUUGAGUUCAGCAAUGAUAGUUAAAGUUCUACGUGCGUGUGUGAUAAUAUCUAUUUUAUGGCGGCAGUCAUUUGCGGCGUCAAAAUUAAUUGGAGCGAAGAGCAUUGACGAAAUAUGGGAAGAUCAAAGUUUCCAUAAGUUUUGGAAUAGUAUUACGGAAUUUCUUCUGGCGAAUACUGUAACAGACCCAAAUUUUCGAAAAUAUCACGUAGAUCAUGGAACGGUGGACAGGCUUGAAAAGCAAAUCAACGAAGGAAACUACAAAUUUGAUUAUGCAGAUAGACAUGAAGUUUGGCGUGUAUUCGAACAUUUUAUGGAAAAAUUAGAAAAUCAAAUAGUGCCUUUGAGUACGGCCAAAAUUGUUAGACUUUGUGAUGUAAGACCAGGGGAAGUAGAAAUUGGCUUGGAUGCUUUGAGUAAACUGCCCAAAAACAACAAAAAAUUCAUUGUCAAGCUUAGUAAAUUCCUCCGCAGAGUCUGUUCGAAGACGACAAAAUUCGUGAGAGGCAAUAUUUUUGGGCCAGGAAUGGAUGCUUGGCUUACACCAUAUAAACAAAAAUCGUCUCACAAGUCAUUAUGUGGACGUGGAAAGAGAGAAUUGGAAAUUAUCAAAUAUUUUAUUUACGGUAGAAUGAGUGAGAAUUUUGGUGAUAUAAUUGGUUACAGGAAUGAAAAGUUUCAUAUGAUCAAAUAUCCAGGUGUUGAAUCAACUUGCAAAGUAUUUAAAAACCCAAGUGUGGCACAAUGUUGGAACUCAAGGCCACUGCAGGAUUUUUUGGAGAAUUCUUUAACAUUCAUGAGAGAAAACUGUUUGAUGUUAGAUGGUUUCUUCAAAAAAGAUGGGAAAAGGGCUGAGAGAAAUGCAAUGCAACGAGAGAUCGAAAAUGGAUUACAAGACUAUUCUGGAAUUAAAAAUAAACACAUUUUGGUUCAAUUGUUUAAAUGUUUCUUAAAAGGUUUCAAGGAGUCGGUCAUACCACACGAUGUCGCCGUUAUUAUCAGAAACAACCCAAAGGACCAAAUUGUGCAAAAGUUGAAUGCAGUUCUUGAUGCAUUGAAUGAGCUUCCGAAUGCAAAUAAAAUGUUAAUUGAUAAUGUUUUACGGCUUAUGAGAGAUGCUGCAAAUAUAGACAGCAAUAAUAUGGAUGCGGCUGAUUUGGCAAUAAUGGUGGAUCAAUGCUUCAGCCUCCCAACAACUUUAACGGAAAUUGUGGAUGUGAGGAGUCAAGAGAAUCCCAUGUUGGCACAUCUCAUUACUAUUUGGGGUGAUCAUAUUUAUCUCGAUGAUUACCUUGACUUUGUACAGAGGAAAUGAAUUUGAUCUCAAGCUAUAUAUUAUAUCAUUCUUUUCGAAAGGAAUACAAACAAUAAAUAGUAUACGCAUAUUAGUAACACAAUCCACACAGCUUCAUCUGGAGACACGUGUGCCAUUCAAUGUCUCA